ACAAUGUCAAUCCAAAUGUCCAGGACGUACUCUGGUCGCUCCUAUGCAGGUGGAAACCUGGCUGGCGGUAUCCGCAAGGGCCAAGCUUUAAGUGUUUAUGGAGGUGCAGGAGGUAGCGGCUCAAGAAUCUCCACCGGCAGUUUUAGCAUGGGUGGCGGCAGCAUGGGUGGUGGCGGCGGUUAUGGUUUUUCCAUGGGAGGGGGUGCAGGUUUUGGCAUGGGUGACGGCAUGGAUUUCCAGGUCGGGGCCAAUGAGAAGGCCACCAUGCAGAACCUGAACGACCGUCUGGCCACUUACCUGGACAGAGUGCGCAGCCUUGAGAAGGCCAAUGCUGACCUGGAGCUGAAAAUCCGCCAGUUCUUGGAGAACAAGGUCUCCCCCCUUGCCCGUGACUACUCUGCUUAUCAAGCCACCAUCAGCGACCUGCAGGGAAAAAUCCAGGAUGCCACACGCGUCAACGGAGGAAUCUACCUUGCCAUCGACAACGCUAAACUGGCAGCAGAUGACUUCAGAACCAAGUAUGACAACGAGUUGGCUAUGCGUCUUUCGGUGGAGUCAGAUAUUGCUGGUCUGAAGCGUAUGUUGGAUGAGCUGACACUGGUCCGCUCAGACCUGGAGAUGCAGAUCGAAGGCCUUAAGGACGAACUUAUCCACCUGAAACGCAACCACGAGGAAGAAAUGGCAGCCAUGAGGGCACAGGUCGGUGGACAGAUCAACGUAGAAGUAGAUGCCAAACCACAGGUCGACUUGACCAGAAUCAUCAGCGAGAUCCGUGAGCAGUACGAGAAUGUGGCCGCAAAAAACCAGAGAGAGCUAGAAAGCUGGUUCCAGUCAAAGACUGAAGCACUGAACAAGGAAAUGGCUGCCAGCACAGAAACUCUCCAGACCUCCAGAUCAGAAAUCUCUGAGAUCCGUCGCACCCUGCAGGGCUUAGAGAUUGAACUACAGUCUCAACUAAGCAUGAAAGCAUCCCUGGAAAACACGUUAGCUGAAACCGAAGGACGAUAUUCUAUGAUGCUCCAAGGCCUCCAAGCACAAGUGACGAACCUUGAAGGCCAACUGAUGCAACUGCGUGCCGACAUUGAAAACAAGAACAGCGAAUAUUGCAUGCUCCUUGAUAUUAAGACCAAGCUUGAACAGGAAAUUGCUGAGUACAGGAGGCUUAUGGAUGGAGAGGGAAGCAUUGGCUCAACCAGGAGCACUACUGCCAGGGUGAUAAUGGUCACAGAGGAGGUGGUGGAUGGCAAGGUGGUGUCCUCCACAACCACCACUCAGUAG
Nerophis lumbriciformis (worm pipefish) is the source of this 1278-nucleotide messenger RNA. Lineage: Eukaryota; Metazoa; Chordata; Actinopteri; Syngnathiformes; Syngnathidae. The record is from RefSeq and is a predicted model, not a curated record.